UUACUGUUACAACCAUACAGCUAUACAGGGCAAGUGCAAGUGCGGAGUCGAAACCAGAAAAAAAAUGACGGAAAUCAAGAAUACAGCAGUUCAAGGGGAAGAUUCUACCCCUAUGUGGAGCUCUAUUUCUGCGGAAGAUGACAAGGCUGUGAUGUCAAAGUUCCAAGCAGAGAGUUCCAAGGUUGUUGAGAGUUGGUCCAUGGGAAAUGCGUCUGUUGUUGAGAAAGAUGCAGCAGUUUCAUUUCUGAUACAGCUUGGAGUUGUACAGAUUACUUUUCAGUCUGAUGACCAUCAAUCAAUCGUGACCAUUCAAUUUGAUGAUGGACAGAAUAAAGAGACAGUACAUGCUGAUUCAGGACAAGCCAAGGAUGGUGUCUGUAGCCAAGAGAUCACUGCCACACCUGCAACUGCUCAACCUUCCACUGCUCCACAACAGCAAAGUGCUAAGGAAGAACAGAGUGAUGAUGAGGAUAAUGGGAACUACUCAGCAUGGAUGUCAGAAUCCAACGAUACAGAUGACAGUGACGCCACUGAAGCAGAAGACAGUGUCCACCCAAGUACAACUCAACAGCUAAGAGGGGAACACCCUUGCCCUAAUUGCCAUGCAAUCUUUCACAGCACGUGGGAAUUAGAUCUGCACAGAGUGCAGGACUGUAAAGAGCUAAAAGAAUCAACCCAGCAAGUAUACAACUGUGACCAAUGUACAAAGUCCUUUCGUAUAAAGCUCCCACUGCUUAAACACCUACGUGAUGUUCAUGAUUGUGACAUCACUUCCUCUCAACUUCUUGAAAAACUGGAUGGUCUGAAAAGUACAAAAAGGCAAAUCAACUUAAAGAAGGAUGCAAGAGAAAGUUUAAAGAAGGGUCCUAGGAAAAGUUCAAAGGAUGCAAGAAAGAAUUUGAAGAGGAAUGCAAGGAAAACUAAUGAGCCACCCGCAAGGCGAUCUUGCAGACUUCAAAACCUCAGAGAAUUAAGAGAGCAAACAAAGCAGCAGACAAAGGCGAGGAAGAAGAAAAGAAUUGUGGGAGAUGUACAGGAAGAGAAAAUACAAACACAGAGUGACAGAAGAAAUACACCUCCACAUUUGAAGACACAAGUCCUUCCUGAUCUGAAGCUAAAAAUAUAUGAUACGUUGAAGAGAAUGACUAUUAAAUCUGGGAAUUCUCCUGUGACUUCAUAUGUAGGGACAGCAGAGCAGAGACAUGAUCCUGAUGAACACCAGGUUGUAGAGACUUUAUGUGAUAAUCCCAAUGGUACUGGUCAAGGGUCGACUGUAGAAUGGGUUAUUGAAAAGGAGUCACAUACCCCAAUCAUUAGUGGAGAAUCUGAAAUAGACUGUAGAGACCGAGAAACAUCAGUGCUGCCUGUGCCAGAGGUAGAACUUGAAGAGGAGGACAGUACGUUGACCAUACCCCUUGGCCUACCUCAGAGGGCAGGUGACCAGGGAUCGGGUGAUGGAAGGGGAGGAAGAAAUAAAGACACCAUGUCUAACCUUACUCAAAUGGAAAAGAAAAGUGAGGAAACCGUCUCGAUGACUGUUGGCAAUCAAGGUGGAAGGGGUGAACAAUGUGAAGCAAAUGAACAAGAAAAAGGCGGUGAUUCCGAGAAAGUCAGCGGCUCCCAGGAAGCAGAAACAAAGACAGGCAGCAAAAAGUCAAGAAAAUCUGGGAAACUAGUUUGCAGCAUUUGUCACUUGGAAUUUCCCUCUAUUCAUUUUCAACGGAAGCACAUCUUUGAAAGCCAUAAGGAAUGUAGAUAUUUUUAUCAGAAGUGCAGUACCUGUGGUAAAAUUUUCACAAAUAAAAGCCAAUAUAAAUCCCAUGUAAUAACCCAUGCAGACAUUGAAGAAAGGAAGAAGAACCAAUGCACAAAGAAAGUUCAAUGCAAAUGGUGUGAUAAAACCUUUGAUACUGCAGGUGGCCUUUCAAGACAUGUCAAUUCUAAGCACACGAAAAAGAGGACAUUCCCUUGCGAAUUGUGUGGGAAAGUUUUCUAUGUUGCUGAGAAGAUGAGGAUGCAUGUACUAUGUCAUGAUAAAGAAGAUAGAGAAUUUAAAUGUGAAGAAUGCGGAAAAGGCUUUGUCGCUUUGUAUCUUCUGAAAAACCACAAAGCAACGGUCCAUUCCAAUGAUCACCAAAGUCUAUGUGAUCUCUGUGGAGCAUCUUUUAAGUAUAAGGGAAGCCUUCAACAGCAUUAUAAUACCGUCCACUCCAAUGUCUACAACUUCGGUUGUGAGGUUUGCGGAAAGAAAUUCCAGCGUGCGACACUCCUGAAUGCCCAUAUGAAAAUUCAUUCCAGUGAUGCAUCUGCCAAGCCGUUUAAAUGUGAACAGUGCGACAAGUGUUUUCGAAAUCGAUAUAAAUUGAAAGUGCAUUCGAAUUGGCAUAAUAACAUCAGGUCACACACUUGUGAAGUGUGUGGCAAGUCGUUUCUAACAAAUGGUAACUUGACCAAACACAUGUAUACCCAUCAGGACAAGAAACCACAUGAAUGUCGGAUUUGUAACCGAGGAUUUUCUGACAUGCCGGCGCUCAGGAGACAUCUGGAUGUAGUACAUAAGAUCACCCUGAAGAGAGUCCUAUCACGGAUGAAUCCGAAAGUCACCAAGUCGGCAGAGACGGCAGCGGUUGAUGUCCCUAGUGCAAGGUCACCACCAGCAAAGUCGGGGACUGCUGCAUAUGAAGGGGAGAGUGCAGAGUUUGGGAACAUUGAAGAUUCUGCUGCCAUUGAUGGAGAAGUUGGGGAAGCACUUCUAGAAAUGAUGAAUGCUUAGUCAUUCAUAGUUUGGCUAUGCAGUCGAUACCAAGAUCUGUUAGUACGUUGCAAAUAAAAAAAUGAUGAAAAUCCAUAUUUUAUUGUUCAAAAUAGACAUGAAAUGAAAUACUCUGAAAAUUUGCUUUGCCCAAUUGAUUGUGGGCCCGGCAGCCGCUGUGCAGCGCCAGAUCGACGAGGCUCUAUCACUUUAAUCGUUGAACGCCAAACAGGGUAGCAGCAACUCCCAUCUUUUAACGUAUUUUGAUCUGACGCAGCCGGGGUUUGAACCCCGACCUCCUGGUUAUGAGACGGAGGCUCUACCAACUGAGCCAACACACCAGUCGUGAAUGACUACACACAACUGGUGCUCCUCGGCCUUUCUUAUGCUGAAAGCUAGAUCCCUAUGUAGCUGAAUUAGCAGCUAAGAACAUGUUCCAGUGGUGCAUCUAGUUGUUAUAUUAUAUGCCUGAAAUUGCAUAUUAUUAUAUGAUUUUUAAUGAAUUUCUGUAUUUCAAAUGUAAAGAUGCUUGUUAUCGCAUUUCUUCAUUGGAUUUAUAUUAAAAUAAAGGUAGAACAUUGAUUUCAUAGUAAGUCUUUAAAACCAAGGUUUAAUGGGCUUGUGAUGAUAGUUUGUGUUUGCAGAGCUGGGUGGAGUUGGGGUGGCCACACCCUUUUGAGACAUCGACGAGGGGGGUGGGGACUUUUCAUAAAAGGCUGUGCUGAGUAGCUACUUAAACUUCAUUAAUUUAGCAAAAUUAUUGUAAAUCAACAAAAAAUGCAAGCUCUCCUUUUUUUAUUGUAUUGAUAUUGAAUUGUUUUUAUUAUUUGAGUUAUAUAUUUUGUAAAAACGACUGGUUCAAUUUAAAAAACCUACUCAACACAUGGUGGAUUUAUCGCGAAAAGGGGCUGAAUCAGCCGCCCCCCCCCCCCCCGACUUAUUAGGGUUAAAUCUUGGUGAAAAAACCCCAGAUUGUAAACCAUUUACAUUAACCUCAAGUCUUGUCAAAUGAUACUAGUUGAUCUUUUCAGAACAGCUAAAAAUAUACAGGGAGCAUGUACCUUUAAGAAUGACCAUGUACAUCUCUAUAAAUAUUGCCCAUUCAGGUGUCACUAUCAAAAUUGAUGUUUUGACAGACAUGGGAAUCUUGGGGUUUUUUGUGUACUAAAAUUCUAUGAAAUGCUCUAUCACCUCUCUCAAAAAAGAAAUAACCUUACAUAUUUAUUUUCAAGUAAAAUCAUAUUUGUUUGUUAUAAAGCUCUGUUGAAGAGUGUAGCACAUAGCAUAUAAGAAGAGCAGCCAACAAAUGAUAUCACAUUAAUCAAACAGAAUAUGUCUAUUCUGCUAUUGUUUGAUAAGUUUUGUCAUUAUCUGAACAUAUUCUUGUAUUAUGAUGUCCUAGUGGACUUCCAUGAAAUGGUUCUAUUAUACAUGUAAUUGUUGCUUAUUUUUUGCAUAUUCCUGAGAAUCUAUUUCAGUAACUAAAAUCAGUGAAAAUUAUUCCUUCUGAUAGAGCACUGUAUGAAAGAAUGAGAUGAGAUGAAACAGUCGAUUUGUUUUGGUCGUUUGUGAAUUUUGUCUGAAUUAAUCUAGGCAGUCAAUGCACAUCAUCUACCAAAAGUUGAUCAUAAUUCUUCAACAUCAUGAAGGAAAUAAUUUGGUGGAUUCACAAUACGGUGCGCCAUCUGUUGCAGCAAACAGGCCAAAUUUCUAACUUUGGGGUCGACAUCACGCGCAGGCAGUGCACAGUGCUAGUGAACUGUAAUGUUUCAAAAGUGAAAGCCAUUUAACAAGAAUUCACAAAAAAACUGUCUAAAUUUUGCAAAGAAAUAUGCUGCAAAUUUCUCUCCCACCUCCUGGACCCUAUUAAACAACAUACCUGGUGGGUGUUUCAUAAAGCUGUUCGUUAAAUAAGAGCCACUUGAAGAACGACUGGUGAUCUUUUCUUGUGGCAAAUGAUAUAUUCAUUGGCGAUGGUUAAGCACGCAAGAAAGGUUCACCGAUCAUUCUUAAAGUUGCUCUUAACUUACGAACAGCUUUAUGAAAUGGUCCCCGGUCGAGCCGCGUCGGCCAGCACUGAAUAUGUGCAUGCACUAAAGUACUAGCGCGCGCAACAGAUGUCGACAUUUUCCUAUGAGGCAUUUCAGCCUGUCCGAUGCAACCUAUAGAUAGCGCACCAUAUUGUGAAUCCACCGAAUUGAGCAAUAAAAUUAUCAAAAAAGUAAAGCAUUUAAUCUACAAAAAAAUAGCUGCAUGUGAGGUAUCGGCAACUUGGUAUAUGAUAUGAGUUUGCGUAGUGCAUGAUUACAGUAUUGCAUUAUUUUGUCUCAGGUCCUACUAAAAUGUAAUUUUUAGAAAGGAGGAAAUUACACUGACCCAUACUCAUAUGUGCUAUUGAAUAAAUUAAAUCCAUGAAAAAGUUAGCACCUUUUUUUAGGAAAACUGGCGUAUACAAACAUGCACUAACAAAAAACCAUAAACACAGGUAGAAAGGAUAAAACAUUUCCAAACUAAUGGAGUUAAAACUAAACUGAAUCCCACUCAAAAAGGGACACUUAUUAUUUUAUACAAUAGCUCUAUUUUUGUUUCCGUUUAUAUGCAUUGAUGAUUUAUAAUUUGAGAUCCAUUAUUUAAUGUAUGUCGAAUUGCCAACAGGAAAACAGGUACGUAGGUCUACCUUUGUCAAUUCAUUGUGGACCACAAUGUUUUGCCUAAUGUGAAAUACGACUCCAAAAGAGAUAAAUAACACAUGUAUGCAUUCACAAUUUGGUUUGAAAAUCACUUCAACUUUAUAGGACAGGUAGAAUUAUACACAACUGUGUUUAUAUUCAUUGUUAACAUUUUCUACUCAUUCAAGAACUGGAGUAGAUGAAAAAUGAUUGAGUGUACUGAAAUGAUGGUAUUUUGGAGUUAAAUGGAGAUAUUACAAUCAAUCUGUUCGAUCCUAUCAGGAUUAAAUAUGAAUAUUAGCCAUGGCAAAACCACAGAAAGUGAUUACAUGUAUCUGUAGGAGGACAUUUGUUUUGUCUGUUAAUUGUCAGUUUUGACUUUGUAGUAUUUCUUGAAAGAGUAUACGUUUUUCUAUGGACUAUAAAAUUAUGAUAAUGUACCAAACAAACCUAAAUGGAUGUUUUGAUACUUUUAAUUAGACCCAUAAUUUGCAUUUUUGUAUUUUUUUUUUUGGGGGGGGGUCUCGCCUGCUCAUAGGCGCCGCUUUUCCGACGGUGGCGGCAUCGUCAAAUCUUAAUCAUAACUUAGGAUGUAUAUAGGCCUAGUUCAUGAAACUUGGACAUAAUGGUUAUCAAGUAUUACUGAACAUCCUGCCAGAGUUUAAGGUCACAUGACCAAGGUCAAAGGUCAUUUAGGGUCAAUGAACUUUGGGCAAGUUAAAGGGUAUUUGUUGAAUUUCCAUUGUAACUUUAAAUUUUUAUGGAGCUAGUUCAUGAAACUUAGACAUAAGAGUAAUUUAGUAUCACUGAACAUCCUCUGUGCGUGUCAGGUCACAUGACCAAGGUCAAAGGUCAUUUAGGGCUAAUGAACUUAGAUUAUGUGGGGGGAAUCAAAAUGAAAUCUCAAGUUUUUUAAAUGUCAUAACUGGAAGUAUAUAGAUCUAGUUCAUGAAACUUGGACAUAAGAGUAGUCAAGCAUCAGUGAACAUCCUGCGUGAGUUUCAGGUCACACGACAUAGGUCAAUGAACUUUGGCCGUGUUGUGGGUAUUUGUUGAAUUGCCAUAACUUUGAAAGUUUUUGGAUCUAGUUCUUGAAAUGUAGACAAAUGGGUAUUCAAGUAUCACUGAUUGUCUUGCACAAGUCUUCAGUCACACGAUCAAGGUCAAAUGUCAUUUAGGGUCAAUGGACAUAGUAUUUUAUCAUCAUAUGAAUGGUGUUUUUUGUAAAUAAUUAUUCUAGUCGUUUUCAAAGUCAGCACUGCUGCUAUAUUGAAUCACGUAAUGCAGGCGAGACUGCCAGAGGCGGCACUCUACUUGUUUACUCUUUGCAAUCUGUUCUUCUCCCUGAAAAAAAAGUGUUCCCCUUGUUUUGAACUCCAAUAAAUUAAAAA
Lytechinus pictus (painted urchin) is the source of this 6812-nucleotide messenger RNA. Its product is annotated as zinc finger protein 236-like. The record is from RefSeq and is a predicted model, not a curated record. Gene Ontology annotation, biological process: regulation of transcription by RNA polymerase II. NCBI's taxonomy places the organism in Eukaryota, Metazoa, Echinodermata, Echinoidea, Temnopleuroida, Toxopneustidae. Bases 65 to 2773 code for a protein of 902 amino acids. Gene Ontology annotation, cellular component: nucleus. The transcript is spliced from 4 exons. Gene Ontology annotation, molecular function: DNA-binding transcription factor activity, RNA polymerase II-specific.